UGCACAGACGACACAAGACACAUCCCUACAUCCCUCCCUCUCAUAAAAAUCCACGGCGCCUCUUCUCUCUCCCUCCUCAUGACAUAGCUGAUGAGCUGCCCACGAGAAACAUUCCUCUCAACUCUGAGUCUACCCAUAGACCAUGCUCCAUAGAGAGAGAGAGGGAGAGGGAGGGAGAAACAAAACAGAGAGAGCUCUGUAGUCUGCACGCGCUUUCUCUUCUGCUCUGGCACAGAUAAACCUCGACCGCCAAUGGCACAGAGUCCAAGGUGAUCGAUCGAUUACCUCAGCUUCUGGAGGAGCUUGUUUUCGCUUGCACCAGGGGUGGGUUGUCUGAGGAAGAGCUGCUCGGAAUGCCGGCUAAAAAGGCAGCGGAGGAGUUCUCCCAGGAGGUGAAGAAAGACUUCGACCGGCAGAUGGGGUGCGCGGCUGGCAUGUUCCAGAUCUUCGACCGCCGCCGCCUUCUCACCGGCCGGCAACGUGGCUGCAACCCCGGGACCGGGAACCAACUGCCUUCAGGCCAUGAUCUUCCAGGCAGCAGCAUGUAUGCCCCAGUGUAUAAUCCAGCUAAUCCAAACACAACUCCGGAGAAAUUGUCCAGCAAAAGUACGACGGAGAACAGUAUCCUCUCAGUGGAAUCAUCGAGAGUAUCUUCAUCGUCUUCGUCAUCCUGCUCUUCAUUAUCAUCCCUGGACGGCAGCAAACCAGUACAGCAAGAGCUCCCUUACAUCGAAGAGGAGACAGUUGAGGGAAGGACAGUGAGGAGCUCACGAAGCUUAAAGUCUUCCAAUAAAGUGGUUAAAUCCAAACAGAGAAAUAAUACUGAUUUUAGAGAUGUUGUAAAGGACUCAAUCAACCGGCACUCUGGCAUCCUAACCAUCAAGACCACAACGAUGGCGCAGAGAAAUGGAUUGCACAAAGACUCACCAAGGCCGCUGCUGAUAUCCAAAUCAACAGAUGGAACUUAUGUGAUUGCGAUCGAUAAGAGCAGUGGGCUUCCAGCAUAUGUUGGUGAACCUAGCAGGCAGCCACGUUUCUCAUGUGAUGAUCGACAGAUGCUGCAGCAAGCAGAAGCUCAAGAUAGCCAGAUGCCUUCAUCAAAGCUCAGGGAGCUUCCUAGGUUGUCCUUGGACAGUAGGAAAGAGUCUGUUAGGCCAGGUUCGCAUCUGAAUAACUUUGGUUAUGCAAAAGCCGAUGACAGUCUCAUUGAUAAUUUGAAGAGCCAAGAAUCCCCAAGACAUAGGCGGGCAAGCGGUGUCAUUGCCAAACUCAUGGGGUUGGAAGAGACUCUAGAUAGCUCUGGGCCUGUAAGAUCACACAGACCAGCACAUGACAUUCAAAAUGGUAACCCGUCACAAAUUCCCAGGAGUAUCUGCCCUGAUCCCAGUGUAUCACAGCCGAUGGUUCAGCCUCCUAUACUGAAAACCAGGCCUUCAGCAAGAAUUAUCCCUGAAGCUGCCCCUUUGAAGCAGAAGGAGAGAGGUAUAACAGGAUACAAUGAUGAAGCAAGGACAAGAUCUGCAUCCACCUAUAAUGACAUGGAGAGAAGGCUCAGGCGUCUCACAUUAUCUGAAUGCAAUAAGGACUUGAGGACUCUCAGGAUACUUGGCAAUUUGCACGCAAAGCACACGCCGUUCCAGAGAGAUUGCAAUGCUAGAUUAUUGCCCACUCAGAAGGCAACUGCUGAAGGAAACAACACUACUGCUCAAGAUCUCCAAUCUCCAGUUGUGACCAUUAAGCCGGCAAGAGGAAUCAUGAGACCGAAUGCUUCAGUUGCUUCCCUUGCAGGACCAAAAGUCCACAGAAAGUCGCAGCAUGAAGAGCGUCCUUUCACCAGGAAGAGUGACAACAGUGACAGGAAGAAGACCCAUUCUCACCAUGGAAGAGUUCAUUCUAAGGCAGAGGAAGCUGUUGGCAGCACAAUCUCACCAACGCCUUCUAGAUCGUUGAGCCCGAGAUUUGUGCAGAAGAAAUCAGACUGUGGAAGUAUCCCUCGCUUGGCAGUUCCAGCGAUGUCUCCGGGCAAGACACCCAAUGAAGUAGUGUCCCCAAGAGGCAGACUAAGGUCAAAGGCUGCGCAAGCAAACAAUAUCUGCUGCGAUGAUAAGAUGUCAACGAUUCCUGAAAGUAGAAUUAGUUUAUCCAAGAAGGUUGAUAUGGGCAUUAUCAAUUAUCUAAAUCCUCUUAAUGUCAACACAUCAUGCAGCCAUCAAAGCAAUACAGCUUCAACGUUGAAUCAUGAAGAAACACCACCAAUUCUAUCAUCUAACAAGAAGAACAUACAUCCACUGGAGAACAUACCAAGUCCUAUAUCAGUCCUCGAUGCCACGUUCUGUCAAGAUGGGUUGUCACCUUCAAUGAGGAGCAUAUCAAAUUCUUUCCAAGAUGUUUCGACACAUACAUUGGAUGAGUGCUGGAACCCAGUAAGCCUCCCUGACACACCAAGAUUGAAGAAAAAUUGUGAGGAUGACCAUAUACUACCAGAAAACAUGACAGCCCUUAUCCAAAAGCUUGAGCUCUUGCAAUUGUUGACCGAUGAGGCUCCAAGCACAAAUGACAAUUUGUUAAUGGACACUGCCAAUAAAGACCGCCGUUACAUUUAUGAGAUACUCUCAGCAUCAGGCCUCCUGGACAGUGAACCAGGCUCCAGGAUGAUGCCUAGUCAGUUCCAGCUGCCAAGCUACCCAAUCAAUCCCGGGGUUUUCCUUAUCCUUGAACAAGCAAAACCAGCCGCAGGAAAGCUUCAGCGCAAGCUCAUUUUCGAUCUUGCAAAUGAACUCAUUGCUCAGAAAAUACACAAUGGCAGUUCGGUGAAACAACCACUGCAGUUGUUUCGAUGUAAGAAAUCAAGUGGAUGGCAUCUUUUCAAGGAAUUAUGCUCAGAGAUUGAAAUACUCCAAUCUGAGGCCUCAAUAAUAAGAUUCUCUGAAGAGGAAGAGGAAGAGAGCAAGCCGGCAAUGAAUGCAGUAGAUGAAAUGGGAAAAUGGAAGAGUUUUGACAGUGAGCUACAAGAGAUAGUUCUGGACAUUGAAAGAUACAUCUUUAAGAAUCUCAUUGAUGAGGUAAUAAGUGGUGAAGCCAUGAGAAAGGUGUAACUUAGGAAAUGGAUAAAGAGGCAGUUGUCUUUGAGAAUCAUGCAGGAUAAACAAUUUAGUUUGUUUUCCUGCUUUCCAUGAAGCUGACGUGAUGGUACAUGUAAUGUAAUUUUAGAAGCUGUAAUAAAUAAGCUGUACAAGUAUAUAAAGUCUCCUGUACAAAGAAUUAACGACACAACAGUCUUGAUGGAAGAUGCAAAUACUACUGAAGAGUAUACAGUAUUUGAGAA
Messenger RNA from Panicum virgatum (switchgrass), 3325 nucleotides. Its product is annotated as nuclear transport factor 2-like. The transcript is spliced from 5 exons. Gene Ontology annotation, biological process: regulation of monopolar cell growth. The coding region runs from base 354 to 3095 and encodes 913 amino acids. Gene Ontology annotation, cellular component: cytosol; ribonucleoprotein complex. Lineage: Eukaryota; Viridiplantae; Streptophyta; Magnoliopsida; Poales; Poaceae. Gene Ontology annotation, molecular function: mRNA binding. The record is from RefSeq and is a predicted model, not a curated record.